CGGCGGGGAUGUUAACACACAUCGUCAAAAAUGGAGAAAUACGAAAAAAUCAAAGUUGUUGGAAGAGGAGCCUUUGGCAUCGUGCACCUGUGCCGGCGGCGCAGUGACAAUGCGCUCGUGAUCUUGAAGGAGAUCCCUGUGGAGCAGAUGACACGUGAUGAGCGGCUGGCGGCCCAGAAUGAGUGCCAGGUGCUGAAGCUCCUCAACCACCCCAACAUCAUAGAGUACUACGAAAACUUCCUAGAAGACAAGGCCCUCAUGAUCGCCAUGGAGUACGCCCCAGGUGGAACCCUGGCUGACUACCUCCAGAAGCGCUGUAACUCUCUCCUUGAUGAGGACACCAUCCUGCACUUCUUUGUGCAGAUCCUACUGGCGCUGUACCACGUCCACAACAAGCUCAUCCUGCACCGUGACCUCAAGACCCAAAACAUCCUGCUUGACAAACACCAGAUGAUUGUAAAGAUUGGGGACUUCGGCAUCUCCAAGAUCCUUGUUAGCAAGAGCAAAGCCUACACUGUAGUUGGGACCCCAUGCUAUAUAUCCCCUGAGUUGUGUGAAGGCAAGCCCUACAACCAGAAGAGUGACAUCUGGGCUCUGGGCUGUGUGUUGUAUGAGCUCGCCAGUCUCAAAAGAGCCUUCGAGGCAGCUAAUCUGCCUGCUCUGGUCCUGAAGAUCAUGAGCGGCACCUUUGCUCCUAUCUCAGACCGCUACAGCCCAGAGCUGAGGCAGCUCAUACUCAACAUGCUCAACCUUGACCCAUCCAAGCGGCCACAACUCAAUGAGAUCAUGGCCCACCCAAUCUGCAUCCGUCCCCUGCUGAACCUCUACACAGAUAUUGGCAAUGUGAAGAUGCGCAGGAUCGAGAAACCACUGUCCACUGUACAAGCUGGGGCCCAUGGGAGGCCAGGAGGGCGAGUGCCAAACACCAGGUCAAGGGAUGGGUUGAUGGGCAUGGGCGCAGGGAAAAUGGUCCACCCACAUCCUUUGUCUUCCGUGUACACCUGGGGUAGUGGCAUCUCUGCCCCUUUACGCCUGCCCAUGCUUAACACUGAGGUGGUGCAGGUAUCCUUGGGCCGCACACAGAAGAUGGGCGUCACAAAGUCUGGUCGCCUCAUCACCUGGGAGGCUCCCUCUGUAGGGUCUGGGGAGACCACCCUCCCUGGGGCUGUGGAGCAGCUGCAGCCACCAUUUGUCUCCCGCUUUCUGGAAGGCCAGUCUGGGGUCACCAUCAAGUCUGUGUCCUGCGGCGACCUAUUCACCACCUGCAUGACAGACAGAGGCAUCAUAAUGACAUUUGGGAGUGGAAGCAAUGGCUGUCUUGGACAUGGAAAUUUUAAUGAUGUAACACAGCCCAAGAUUGUGGAGGCCUUGCUGGGAUAUGAGCUGGUUCGGGUUUCAUGUGGGGCAUCGCAUGUGCUUGCCGUGACCAAUGAGAGGGAAGUGUUUGCCUGGGGGAGAGGCGACAACGGGCGUUUGGGCUUGGGCUCCCAGGACUCCUAUAACUCACCUCAGCAGGUGCAAGUUCCAGAUGGGUUUGAGCCCUUGCGAGUUCUUUGUGGAGUAGAUUGCUCCAUCAUUAUGGGUGCUGCAGGACACACUAUACUGGCAUGCGGAAGCAACAGAUUUAAUAAACUGGGUUUGGAUAAGAUCGUCGGUGUGGAAGAGCCCCCCAUCUCGGACCAGGUAGAAGAAGUCCACACUUUUAGUUCUGUCCAGUCAGCACCCAUGAAUGUGGAGAAAAUCACUUACAUUGACAUUGGAACAGCCCACUCAGCUGCCGUCACAGAGAAAGGCCAGUGCUUCACCUUCGGCAGUAACCAGCAUGGGCAGCUGGGCCGUAGCUCUCGUCGAAGUAGCCGUGUGCCCUACGUGGUGCUCGGGCUGCAGGGUAUCGCCAUGGUGGCCUGCGGGGAUGCCUUCACCCUGGCCAUCAGUGCAGAAGGUGAGGUAUAUACCUGGGGCAAAGGAGCCCGCGGCAGGCUGGGAAGGAAAGAGGAGGACUCUGGAAUACCAAAGGCGGUUCAGCUUGAUGAGAGCCACCCCUUCACAGUGACAUCGGUUGCCUGUUGCCAUGGCAACACCCUGCUGGCUGUGAAACCUUUACUUGAGGAGUCUGUCCCCAGAUGACCCCUGAGGCUUCUCUCCUCCAGCUGUGCUAAACCCUUACUCUCACGAGGAGCAAAGGGUGGUAUACAAUGCGGGAACAAAUCUUGCUGAAGACUUCUCUCAGACACCAUGAUUCUCACUGGCCAAAAAAGACACCUCUGGAGAGAAUGGAUUUUUACAUUUUCUAAUAUAUUUUUACUCACAGCAGACUUUACAUGCCACAAAUCAACAUUUAAAUAGUAUCCUGUUUUUUUUAUUCUUGUGCUGAUGCAAAUGCAUCCUGUUACCUCGAUUUGCAGAAGGUACCCCCGUAAAGAUCGGCAAAUAGCCCCUGGUGCAAUAAGUUGGUAAAUUAACAGUUUGUCCAAUUCCACAGCCAAAGUAGUAAACAUGCUCUCAGGAAGUCGAACCUGUUCUGUGGGUGACAGCUGUUUGUGGUGAGCAUAGUGAAACAAUGCAAGAGUUCAAAAUGAGCUGCCUAUUUGUUCUUACUCUCCCAAAGUGAUCAUGUCUGACUUUGUGGGGAUUAGAAGGCAGUGUAAACCUGGGUGAUAAAAAUGAGUAAUGUUCUCUGUAACAAUGGUUAAACCAUGAGUCCGAAUUUUCCUUUUGUCUUUCUGCCACAUGUAUGGGUUAUUUAAAGGUUCACUGCUGUUGACAUGUGCAGGAGAGCGGCCCACCUUUGUAAACAAUGUCGAAAGGUCUCCUUAGAGCUCUCGCUUCCUGUCAGACAGGUUCCCUGCCCAAAGGUUGGGUGACAGCUCAUGUUAGAGAAAAAAGUGUACAGUGACCUUGGUAUGUUUCUGGUACGUGUAAAUUAUGGGUUGCCAAAGAAAUCAUUACACCAAGUUACCCGUGUCGAAGGAAUAUGGUACUCAUCAAGCAAGAUGAUAUACCUAGAGUGAUCUGACACAUUGUGUUGUAUUUGUGAAAACUGAUAUUUAAAGGUCUCAGUGGUAAUUGUGUGAUGUGUAAUAGUUAACUUAAUGACUCGGUGUGACAUGAUGGAUAUAUACUCUGCUAGGGCUAAGAAACCCUCUGGAUGCCACGUCUGCAAUGCAGGUACAUCCUGAGUAUUACAUCUGAGUAUUGCAUACAUUAUUGAUUACACCUGACAGUAAGAAUGAAAAUGUGCACCAUUAUUACCUUUCUAUUAACUUUUCAAAAUGGAAGAUAAAAUUAUACGAAAAUGUGUGGUUUGUGCUUUUCGUUGCCUCUGAUUCUCUCUACAUUUCCAUACGCACAGCCGCGAACGGAGGGGUUCAUUCACACCGAAUUCAAGCAACGCACGCGUCGAUGACGCAAGACCUUCUGUCCGCCGGCACGCGGCCGCGGUGUUGCCAAGUCACGUGAUCUCGCGGCUGCCGAAGAGCUCGGCGCGGGCGCGGGCGCAGUUCUGUGGUUCUGAGGCUCGGUUCGCACACAGAUUCUUCCGAGCGGCACGGAGACGCGCCACGUCAACAGUAAGAGGCAGUAGGUCCUAUUUAACCCUAACCCUGACGGCAGAUGGGGCGCACCCGUGAAAGUGCUCCUCUUUCGCACAAGUCGCAGUAUUCAUUUCCAAGUACUAUUGCAAAGAAGCGUUGGAUUUUUGGAUUUCAUCAAAAUUACAUUUGUUUUACACAAGGCCAACUGAACUGUCUGAAAAUUAGCAGAAGGCGAGGCUCUGAUCAUGUAAAACUGUAACACAUGAUACGCGCCACCAGGGAGUCCGUUAAUUUAGGGAUGAGACCUUAUGAUAAGGUGGUGUCCGGUCCGAAUCAUCAUGGUAGCUCCUCCUCUAGCAUGCCUCAUUAAGGCAUUUACCUUAAUUGACACUGUCACUGCUGUAUACUGAUUAUCACACAUUAUUAUUAGUCACGCUGGACAAAGCAAGGUGUCAAAUACACGUUAAUAACAACAUAUAAGGAAAGUAGAAGUGACUAGAUCAGCAGUUUCUCUAUUUCAACGUCCCCCAAAGGUUGCGUUUCCAGUAAUAUUAUUAUGUACAGCGGUGCUGGAUCAAAGCUGGUGGUCCAGUUCCAUUGUGGUAGGAGUCCAACAUAGCGGUCUAACUGGUGCCGAGAGAGAGAGAGAACCCGCUCCAGCACCUCCACAAAACACCUCUUUCUCCGCAACCCGGCUCUUGUAACUGUAUACAUGUUUUUCAGCUUGACAAGCUCUGCCAGCGCGUUUAAAUUUUAAUGGAGGAAAAGUGAGAUUUUGUUAUAAAAACUGAUACCUGCACAGGUAGCUCACUUAAAAGUCAUUAUGAGUGAUCUGCUUUACUUGCACACACCCUGACCUGAACUUAAUUAUUUGCAUUCAGAAAGCAUUGAGUAUUAUUCAGUAUUGUUGUAUUGCUCGGUGAAUGGCUAAAUCAUUUUAAAUAGAUUCGUUUAUAAACCCAACAUUGUAAGUCGUCCUGGACAAAGGAGUCAGCUAAAUGAAGACGAAUAAGUAUCAUUAAGGCUGCUGUUGUAAUACCGGGCACUGUACUUAUGUAAUGAGAGUCGUUUUAUAGCCUACUGCUGCUGAUCAUUCCAUUGCGCCACCACAUUUCUGAUUUAUGACUGUCAGGUUAUAUUGCUGUAACGUACACUAAACACAUUACUAUUUAUUAGCUUUGCAGGUCAGCUUGGAUAAUUUAGCAAUGAACCCGUUUGUAGAGCCAAACACUUAACGACGCGGCUGAAUAAUAUAUGUGGCACAGUUUUCCUCCAUUUAGACCCAGACACCCUGGUAAACGGCCAGCUAGCCUGGCUUGAAACAAUACGCAUUUUUUUUUUUUUCCUUCGUGGUUUAUAGGUCCCGCAGGGAGUACAGCCUAUAUUGACUAAACCUUCGCUUUCUGGAGGGGACAAAAACCCUGUGCCGCUAAUGUAAGAGAUUUUGUAAUGCUGUUCCGAUAUUCUGGAGCUGUGUACACUUUUAACACAGUUCUUUAAGGAAAAUGACGCAGGUCUGCAUAUAUAUAAGCGCUAAUAGCGGUGCAAGAGCACGUGAAGAGCCGGGGCUUUGCGGGAUGAUGUAAUCCGACAGCAAUAUGCGUCCUGGAGUGGGACUUGAGCGCCUUCCCUCCCGCUAUAAAUGCGCGCUUUCCUCCCUUUCGUUGCGUUUACAGCCAGUGUGUUUUCCAUGUAAACGAGAAACACCAGCACGAUGUUUUAAUUGUGUUACGCCAUUGAACAUUAGACUCUGGAAACAAUGUCAAUCCGAUUGCUUCGGACUGCAGCCAGAUGUGUAUUUACCAAGAGCCGUUUCCUCUCUGGCCCGAAAUGCAGCUUUUCACACUGCCCAGGAAAUUCGAGCGUCGGUAGCCGAGUGUGUGCGGUGAGGUGUACCGCAAGGGGGAGACACUUCCCCAAACGGCCCAAAAUGUAAACACAUCUUGCAGCAGUCUGGAGGCUUUGUGUGUGAGUGGGCUUGACAAAAGUGAGGCUGCUUCUCCCUUGUCGUCUCAUACUUGAAUAAUACGUUUAUCAUCAAUUAAUCUGAUUUGCGCAAAAUGAUUAAACGUGGAAAUAAGUGGCAUGUGGUGCUCCAGCUGCCAUUUUACUGACUUUCUAAGUUCUGAAAUUUAAUUUUUAAAACAAUACAAAUCAAAUAAAAACGCGUGGGCGUGCAUACAAGAGCGCAGUUGUGUUUCAAACGGGGCUCCUCCCGCACGAGCGGGUGGGCGGGGCUCCGUGUACCUUACACACAGAUGAGAUGGGCUGUAACUAUUGUCCCCAAGCCACUCAGUGCUGCCUGUUUUCGCAGGAGGACGACUCUUCUCCGGUUCUCUUGCCUAGACAAUUUAAUCCCGUUUUUUUUUUUUUUUUGGCGGAGGGAAGCAGA
This is a messenger RNA of Scleropages formosus (Asian bonytongue), 5925 nucleotides long. RefSeq names its product NIMA-related kinase 8 (gene nek8). Lineage: Eukaryota; Metazoa; Chordata; Actinopteri; Osteoglossiformes; Osteoglossidae. The transcript has 15 exons. The record is from RefSeq and is a predicted model, not a curated record. Gene Ontology annotation, cellular component: cilium. Gene Ontology annotation, molecular function: ATP binding; protein kinase activity. The coding region runs from base 31 to 2127 and encodes 698 amino acids. Gene Ontology annotation, biological process: protein phosphorylation; animal organ morphogenesis.